Molecule: messenger RNA, 4443 nt
Organism: Gambusia affinis (western mosquitofish)
Lineage: Eukaryota; Metazoa; Chordata; Actinopteri; Cyprinodontiformes; Poeciliidae
Gene: slc41a2b
Product: solute carrier family 41 member 2b
Exons: 11
Coding region: 246-1952 (568 amino acids)
Biological process (GO): monoatomic cation transport
Cellular component (GO): plasma membrane
Molecular function (GO): monoatomic cation transmembrane transporter activity
Source: RefSeq, a predicted model, not a curated record
UCUUUGUUGGCAUUUUUUUUUUUUUUCCCUCUGACGCGGCUGGCUGGUUGGCUGUCACGUAAAACUGGCAUCUCACCUCCGGGUCGAAAAUCUUUUCAGACGAACAGUGAUGCCUUCCAGAGGCCAGUACUAACAAGGCCGCUGCUGAUUAGCCUGCGUGAACCUCCCUCUGUUGUCGUCGUGCCGAGUCCGCCGUCAGUCUGGAUGAGAAGAGAUGAGCCUCUGCGAUCCCAGAAGCCGUCACAAUGAGCAUGAAGAACCUGGGCGGAGCCUUGGGGGACUCCCUGGGUUCUAGCCUGGCGGUGCGGAUGAGCGGAUGGAGCGCUCUCUCCUUGAAACCUGUGGCCCCGGUGCGCAUCGGCUCCAUUUUCCAGACCAUGGUUCCCACUGGCUACACCAAGCUGCAGGAGGAUCGAUUAGCCAUGGUGGACCUGGGGGGGAAACCUGAGGUCAGCUCGCUGCAGAAUGGCUACAGACAGGAGGCCACUCACAUGGAGGGCCGGCGGAUCGUGGAGCGGACCUCCCGCUCCUCCAUAACUUCAGACUGUGGAGAAGGGGGCUGCGCUGAGACAGAGCCCAUGCUGGCAGAGUGGAGGCUCUCUGGGGACGACGCCAGCGACGAGGAGAAGGAGGAGGAAGAGAAGGAUGCGGUGGAGGUGCUGGGGUCAGAGGGGUCCAAUAUGCCCAAAGAGUCACCGCUAGCCAUGGCUUUGCAGAUACUGGUGCCUUUUCUCCUGGCUGGCUUUGGAACGGUGUCAGCUGGAAUGGUGCUGGAUAUUGUUCAGCACUGGGAGGCCUUCCAGUUCAUCACAGAGAUCUUCAUCCUGGUUCCUGCUCUGCUGGGCCUGAAGGGGAACCUGGAGAUGACUCUGGCCUCCAGGCUGUCCACAGCUGUAAAUGUUGGGAAGAUGGACUCUCCUAUAGAGAAGUGGAACCUAAUAAUCGGCAACCUGGCACUGAAGCAGGUCCAGGCCACGGUGGUGGGGUUCCUGGCAGCUGUAGCAGCCGUCGUGCUCGGUUGGAUCCCAGAGGGGAAGUUUCAGAUGAGCCAUGCUGUUUUGCUCUGCUCAAGCAGCGUGGCCACGGCCUUCAUAGCCUCCCUGCUGCAGGGUAUCCUCAUGGUCGGGGUAAUUGUGGGGUCGAAAAAGACCGGCAUCAACCCGGACAACGUAGCCACACCCAUCGCUGCCAGUUUUGGUGACCUCAUAACUCUGGCCAUCCUGGCCUGGAUAAGCCAAGGCCUCUACAAAUGUCUGGACUCCUAUCCUUACGUAUCAUCGUUGGUUUGCGCCUUCUUCAUGUGUCUGACUCCUCUGUGGAUCGUCAUUUCCUCCAAGCACCCGGCCAGCCGCACGCUGCUGUACUCCGGAUGGGAGCCAGUCAUCACCGCCAUGGUCAUCAGCAGUAUCGGAGGACUCAUUCUGGACAAAACGGUGUCUGACCCUAACCUAGCCGGCAUUGUAGUAUAUACUCCAGUUAUCAACGGUAUUGGAGGAAACUUGGUGGCCAUCCAGUCCAGCAGGAUUUCUACCCACCUGCAUUUCCACUGCGCUCCGGGAGAAGUUCCUGACGAGGCCAAGGGCUGCUACUACCCCUGCCGCACAUUCUGUGGCACAGGAGCAAAUCAUCGCUCAGCUCAGGUUCUGGUGCUUCUGGUGAUCCCCGGCCACCUGAUCUUCCUCUACACCAUCCAUUUGAUGAAGAGCGGCCACACCACACUCACCCCCAUCUUCAUGUCUGUCUACCUGGCUGCUGCUCUACUGCAGGUUCUGCUGCUGCUGUCCGUAGCAGACUGGAUGGUUCACUCCAUGUGGCGCAGCGGCAAAGACCCAGACAGCUUCUCCAUCCCCUACCUGACGGCUCUGGGGGACCUGCUGGGCACGGCGCUGCUGGCGCUCAGCUUCCACUUCCUGUGGCUCAUCGGAGACCAGGACAGCGACGUGGGGGACUGAGCCAGCCGCCGCAGCUGGAACACCCAGCUCUAGCGCCCUCUAGCGCCCUCUUGCUCUGAUGGUACCCGGUUCAUUCUCGCAUGGCUGCUUCACAUUCUGGAUGGAACUUUGUCCACAAGUUGGGAUACAGACUCACUUCCUCUUCUGCCUUGUUUUCUUACAUGUUGAAGGCUUCAUACUCUUAACUUAGGACUCUGAUUUUUGUUGGGUUUUUUGCAGCCAUUCUGAUCUGCAUCUUUUGUACCAAAGCACUUGAGUUUUAUUCUUGCGGGUUUUGUCGAGAGGAGAACGAAAACAUGGGCUCCUUCUCAUCGAGGAGGUGGAAAUAUUUUGGAAAUUUUUUUUGCACAAGUAAUCCCAAAACGAACUCCCUAUGAAAAGCCAAGACCGCAACGGCUGAAUGAGAGAGAGAACUUUAAAGCAGCGACUGACAGAAUCGUCUGAAACCGGAACAGCCUGCUAACAUCCUCCAUUCAGCCUGUUUUAGUACGCACACACACACACACACACACUUCUGUUCCCACAGGUUCAUUCCGCCUUCAUCACAUGGGCUUCAUCAAGGUUUACGAAUGUUUUAAAGAGUCCCCCCUCCAUCUGUUGCUGAGCAACUGCUGGUCAGCUGGCUGAAUGAAUAUUUUUCUCACACUUGCAAAAACAGCAGAAUUAUGCAGUUUAAUAUUUCUGCUUACAGAAGAGGAACGUUGGUGUCCCCUAACAUCUUUUUGGUAACACAUGGUACUUUUACUGAAUUUUCUCAUGAUGCCUUGUGAAAUAACGGCUCUGCUCAGAAUAAAUAUUUCAUUAAUUAUCACAUCAUUAAUCAUUAGCAUAUGUAGCAGUCAAAUGACGGAGCUGAUGAAACAAAAGAAAUAAAAAGCUGUUUAUCUAUAAAUUUUUGUUUAUGCUUUAAAUUCCAUUAAUUAUAUUCUAUAUUUUAUUUUUGUCAAUUUUGUAAACCUUACAGUUCCUGUUGUUAAAUUCUGUGUUCUUGUUUUGUGUCUAAGCAGGAAGAGGAAAUAAUCUAGUUUCUGUUUGGAUGUCUGGAUGCCAGUUCGCCCCUUCGCCAGUUUAGACGUCCUUAUUAAUACAAUCUGAGUUCAUUUCAGUUGGUUGGUUGGUAUUUUUGAAUAGUGCAGCCACAUAGUUGUACUAAAAGCUCAAAUUUGCUGUAUUUUCAAACUGGAUAUUAUUCUCUCCGGAUGCACCGAUAGUUUUUUCCUGGUUUAUCACCGAUCUUUAAAAAGUCUGACCUUUGAUUUUGAUUUUGGCCUAUACCAGUUUAAUAUUUUUGUCUGUAAAGUUGCUACAUAUAGCGACAGUCACAACAACCGUUGCCUGGUGGGCGGGGCUUUCAGUCAGCCCUGUGUCACAGCAGAGCAACAUGGACAGUUGCUGAUUUUUAGAUCUGUGCAAAGAUGGAUAAUAUCGGUUUCUCGUGUAUCGACUGAUCUCCCAAAAUUAAGAAAAUCGGAUCCGGUUGAUCAGUUCACUCCCCAGUCCAUUGAUUUUUGUUCUGACCCGCUUUUGGCUUUAAGGCGCUUUUGUGAAAUUAUGAACGUUGGUGGAACCAAAAUCCCAUAAGACAUUUAUUGAAGCGACAUAAUCACGUUUCAUUACAGUUGACCUCACGUAGGUUACAGAAGAUAUUCUGUGUCAAAACAAAAUGGCGAAGGGGCAAAAUGGUUGUAACGUUGCUGUUUCCAUGGUGUUGACUUGCAUACCAGCAAACAGCCGUCAAUAUUCAGCAUAACCUGACUUGACAGCAGUUUUGUGUUCUGUUCUCGUUUCCCAGGUGAGUUCCAUCUGAAGGCUCUUCAGUGGAGCUCACCUUUUUCAGGGAGCUGAUUCUAGGUGACGGCUGCCACAGCAGCAGCAAACAUGAGGCUUCUGCAACACGAUCAGCGGCUCUCAAGUUUACACAGCCUGCUGAAAUGACUGCUGGAAAGAUGUAAAGGAAAUGGCGACGUAAUUUUUGGCAUAAUUUGCCUUUUAUGUUCCAGAAAUCAGCUAAAUCUGCUGGAUUUAUUUCUGCAGUCUGCACAUCCGCUUGGUCUCACUGUGAAGCUGAAAAAUCAAACCCAUCUUCAGCCGUUUGUAAUUUUAUCUGCCUUUGCAAAAACCCAGUUCCAUCUGAAGAAAAGUAACUCAAGAGCAGGAUACUGUCACUGUUACUACAUCACUGAUAGCAGCCAUCUUAGCAGGUGUGUCUGAGCCGCUGUGUUCAUAAGAGCCUCUCCUUCUCCUCCAUGUGCCUCUAGAGAUUCACUAGCAUGGUGUUCUCACUGCUGUCAAUGCAAGUUUCUUUCUACUGCUUUUACUUUGUUUCAAAUGACACACCCACUAUUGGGAAUGAAAUAUGUUAUUAAUUUUCUUUCUCUUUUUUAAAUUAAAAAAAAAAUUUUUUUUUCGAAUAAUUAAUACAACUGUGCAAUCUUGUUCUCUCUUCUAGCUCAUAUGGACCUAAAUAAAUGUUACUAAUUUGAAACAUGAA